Molecule: messenger RNA, 597 nt
Organism: Rotaria sp. Silwood2
Lineage: Eukaryota; Metazoa; Rotifera; Eurotatoria; Philodinida; Philodinidae
Source: the annotation of a GenBank genome assembly
AUGUCAUUACCAAGCUCAAUACGAAUUCCUCUUCUAUGGUCUAAUAUUGAUGUAUUCACAUUUGGUAAAUCAUCUCUUUAUGGUUAUGAUUCUAUAAAUCAUUGUCUUGUCGUUCAUUCUCCAAUAAAAAUAAAUAAUUUAAAUGAUAUAUCAAGUGAUCGUCUUCAUCUAUCAUCAUCUCCAACAUGGCCUAUUCGAAGAUUAAUUCUUAAUGAAGAUGAAACUAUUUUGGCUCUUUUAGCAGAUAAAAUAGCUUAUCUUGUUUAUUUACCAAAAUCAAAUAUACAGAUCAGUAACAAUUCACCUUCAAAAGAAUCUUGUCAAUGUUCAAUAAUUCGUGUUCCACCAAUAAUAUCAUCUUCACUAACAAUAACUUGUUCACUAAUAGAUUUUGUUUGGUUAAAUUCAAAUAAUUUUAUUAUUGUUUAUACAAUUCCAUCAUCGUCUGAAUGUCAUCUUUAUAAAGUUCAAACAUUAAAACAAGUUGGAAUCGAACAUGUUCAUACAUUUUCCGUUGGAUCAUCUUCAACAAAUAAAUUUGGAACACCAAAUAAAAAAAUUUCUCUUAAUCAACCAUCAGAUAUUAUUAAAUGUUGA